AAAAAAUGGUGCUGGCUUCUCCAAACCCAAUAACGAGUGAUAGGAUCCUAUCCACCACCAUUGAGCUUCCGGUGGUGGACCUUAAGGGAGAUAGGUCGGUGGUGUCAAAGCUCAUCGUGAAAGCAUGUGAAGACUUUGGUUUCUUCAAGGUCAUCAACCAUGGUGUCAAUCAAGAAACCAUAGCCACAAUAGAAGAAGCCGCCUUUGGUUUCUUUGGCAAACCAAUGAGCCAGAAGAAAAUGGCUGCACCUGUCUAUGGAUGCAAGAACAUUGGCUUCAAUGGUGACAUGGGUGAGGUCGAGUACCUUCUUCUCAAUGCUACCUCUAACUCCUCCUCCAUUCUUCAUCACAUUUCCAAUGUCCCUUCUAACUUCAGGUGUAUAGUGAGUGCAUACACAGAAGAAGUGAGGGAGGUAGCAUGUGAGAUAUUGGAGCUAAUUGCAGAGGGACUGGGGGUCCCGGACACUUCGCUCUUCAGCAAACUCAUCAAAGACUCUGAAAGUGACUCACUUCUGAGACUCAAUCACUACCCUCCUCUUCCUAUUCCCCCCAUUCAUCACUGCACCACCGAUUGGGACAACUCCUCCAAUAAGGUUGUUGGCUUUGGAGAGCAUUCUGACCCUCAGAUCUUGACCAUCCUCAGAUCCAACGAUGUUCCUGGCCUCCAGAUCUCCCUCCAAGAUGGUCUCUGGGUCCCAGUCAUCCCUGACCCCUCUGCUUUCUUUGUUAAUGUGGGUGAUGUACUUGAGGUUAUGACAAAUGGAAGAUUUGCAAGUGUGAGACACAGGGCAAUGACCAACUCACAGAAAUCAAGAAUGUCAAUGGCAUAUUUUGGGGCUCCACCACUAACUGCACGUAUCGUUGCUCCACCAGUUUUGGUUACACCACAGACCCCCUCUCUCUUCCGACCUUUCACUUGGGCCGACUACAAGAAAGCCACUUACUCUCUCAGGCUUGGAGACACUCGCAUUGACCUCUUCAGAAAUCGCAAAGACUUUUGACUUUUGACUUUUGACUUUUAGUUCAUGUUAAUUAUUACUGCUUCUUUUCCUCUUCUUAAUAUCUCUGCACUUUCCUUCUUCCUAUUCCAAAUUGUAAAGCCUCUCUUUUUCUUUAACCAGGCAAUCAAAGUUUC
Messenger RNA from Arachis duranensis, 1135 nucleotides. Its product is annotated as gibberellin 2-beta-dioxygenase 2-like. Bases 6 to 1001 code for a protein of 331 amino acids. NCBI's taxonomy places the organism in Eukaryota, Viridiplantae, Streptophyta, Magnoliopsida, Fabales, Fabaceae. The record is from RefSeq and is a predicted model, not a curated record. Gene Ontology annotation, biological process: gibberellin catabolic process; response to light stimulus. The transcript has 3 exons.